AUGGAACCAAAGAACAAUGUGACUUACUUUGUCCUCUUGGGCCUCACACAGAAUCCAAAGGAGCAGAAAGUCCUUUCUGUUAUGUUUUUGCUCUUCUACAUUUUGACCAUGCUGGGCAACAUGCUCAUUGUUGUGACUGUAACUUUUAGUAGGACCCUGGGCUCACCCAUGUACUUCUUUCUUGCCAGUCUAUCAUUUAUGGAUGCCAUUUAUUCUUCAGUCGUUUCCCCCAAAUUGAUUUCAGACUUGUUCUUUGGGGAAAAUACCCUAUCCUUCAGAUUUUGUAUGGCCCAGCUGUUUACAGAGCACUUUUUUGGUGGAUCAGAGGUCUUUCUUCUGUUGGUGAUGGCCUAUGACCACUAUGUGGCCAUCUGUAAGCCCUUGCAUUAUUUGGUUAUCAUGAGGAAAUGGGUGUGUGUUGUAUCACUGGUAGUGUCCUGGGUUGGAGGUUUUCUUCACUCAGUAAUUCAACUUAGCACUAUUUAUGGGCUCCCAUUUUGUGGCCCCAAUGUCAUUGAUCACUUUAUCUGUGACAUGUACCCCUUACUGAAACUUGUCUGUACUGACACUCAUACCUUUGGUCUCUUCAUUGCUGCCCAGAGAGGGUUCAUCUGCUCAUUAAACUUUCUCCUCCUACUGGUCUCCAAUAUGGUCAUCAUAUACCCUUUGAAUUGUCACAGUUUGGAUGCUAUUCAUUUGAUAGUUAAUUAUCUGAAGAGGCUCUUCCCAAGCACGACACAUCUUUCAUGCUGCAAGUUACUUAUUACAAGUGGCAGUCAGUUUGAAUAUGGAAUUGUUUCUGGACACCCACAAACAUCAUUAAGAUCAUCUAAGACUGCUAAGCUGCUUGAUCUUGGGCAGGAAAUCACAGGGAUUCCUGUGUCUGCCUUCACCCCCUUACUGAACCUCAACCCAUUUUCAUCUGAGACACACAAAGAUCUUUUACUAGAAUAA
Equus caballus (horse) is the source of this 954-nucleotide messenger RNA. The record is from RefSeq and is a predicted model, not a curated record. Lineage: Eukaryota; Metazoa; Chordata; Mammalia; Perissodactyla; Equidae.